Bombyx mandarina (wild silkworm) is the source of this 1352-nucleotide messenger RNA. RefSeq names its product NAD(P)H oxidoreductase RTN4IP1, mitochondrial. Lineage: Eukaryota; Metazoa; Arthropoda; Insecta; Lepidoptera; Bombycidae. Gene Ontology annotation, cellular component: mitochondrion. The record is from RefSeq and is a predicted model, not a curated record.
UACCUACGUAAAUCAUAAAUUAUUUAAUUUAAUAAUUAUUAUUUAAUGUUAAUUGCGAUUGAAGUGUAAAUACACUACAAAUUUUAAUUUAAAUAAAUUAAAAUAAAAUAUAAAAAAAAUGCAGUUGUUGUUAUUUUACAUUUCAUGUUCUUGAGUUUUCUUCCAGUAAUUAGUUAACUGAAAAAUGUUAGGACAGCAAUUGAGAGUUGCAGCAUCUCAUGCUGAAGCUUGUACGGGACGAAUGAGAGCGUGGCGAAUACACGCUUAUGGACCUACUACUGAGUUGAGGCUUGAAGAAGCACGCGUACCUCCACUAAGAGCUCCAGAUGAGAUCUUAGUUCGGGUUCAUGCAUCAUCAGUGAAUCCCAUUGAUGUUGCUAUGAUUGGAGGUUAUGGUUCUAAAAUAUUAAACACACUGCGAACCAUAGAAAGUGGUGAAGGGAUAGAAUUCCCUUUGAUAGCGGGACGUGAUUUUGUGGGCGAAGUUCAAAGGGCUGGUGUGGGAGCAAAACUAAAGCGUGGAGAGCGAAUUUGGGGAGUUAUACCCCCUCAUCGCCAAGGGGCACAUUCUGAAUAUGUAGUUGUGAAAAAUUCCUGGUCAGGCAAAGCCCCAUCAACAUUGUCGGAUAUAUCAGCUGGUGGGGCGCUGUACACCGGUCUGACGGCCGCCAGCGCGGUGCGGGGGGCGGGGUACGGGCAGAGGCGCGGGGGGCGUGUGUUGCUGCUGGGGUUGGGGGGAGUGGGGCAUGCUGCUCUACAACUAUUGGUCUAUCGACAGGUUCAGGUUGUAGUGGGAUGUGCGGGGGAGUUGUGUGAGCGCGCCAUGACGCUGGGCGCCAGCCGCGCACUGGACCGACACGCGCCGGACUACGACAAGCUUCUAGAAGAAUGUGGACCAUACGACGCCAUCAUCGACUGCGCGGGUCUGGGGGGUUGGGAGGCGGGUGCGCGUCGCUGGAGCUUCUCCCGCUACGUCACCCUCAGCAGCCCGCUCCUCAGGGACACGGACGCUAGGGGUCUGCCCCUGGGGCUCGCGGCCGCCGCCUGCCAGCUCGCGGGGCAGACCGCCCGGGCGCUGGCGGCGCGGGGGGCGGGGGGCGCGGCGCGGGGGCCGGGGGGCGCGGUGCCGCACGUGCGCUGGGCCUACUUCAUGCCCAACGCUGACGAUAUCGAAAUGCUUAGGCGUUUGUCUGAAAGUGGAGAGUACACGGUGGCUGUGGAGCAGGUGUACCCUUGGUGGGAAGGGUUGGCGGCAUACGAGCGCAUGGCCCGGGGCUCGGCUCGCGGGAAACUGAUCUUAGACUUCAAGGCACCACCGCCGCCAGUAGCUAAUAACUAAUUUAUAAUUCAAA